This is a messenger RNA of Pollicipes pollicipes, 657 nucleotides long. RefSeq names its product cuticle protein 7. The transcript is spliced from 3 exons. The record is from RefSeq and is a predicted model, not a curated record. Bases 1 to 567 code for a protein of 188 amino acids. Lineage: Eukaryota; Metazoa; Arthropoda; Thecostraca; Pollicipedomorpha; Pollicipedidae. Gene Ontology annotation, cellular component: extracellular matrix.
AUGGGUCCUGCGCUUAUUCAUCGGUCCGACCAGGAGAACAGUGUGUUCAUUAUUGCCGUCGUUUUGGCUGCUGCCGCGGCCGCCCCGGAGCACAAGACGUCUCAUCACGUGGCACCGACCUACAAGCCAGCCCCCUACCACACGGCCCCGGCGUACAAGCCGACCCCGGCUCCCUACCAUCCUGCUCCGUCCUACAAGUCCGCGCCCUACCACCCGGCCCCGGCCUACAAGCCGAUCCCGUAUAAGGAGGAGCCCAAGCCGUUCGCCUACGACUACGCCGUCAACGACCAGUACACCGGCACCAACUUCGCCAAGAAGGAGGAGAGCGAUGGCCACAACACCCAGGGAUAUUACUCGGUGGCUCUGCCCGACGGCCGUGUUCAGCACGUCAAGUACGUCGCUGACCACUACGGCGGCUACAACGCUGAGGUCACCUACGAGGGAGAGGCCCAGUACCCCGAGUACCACCCCGCCCCUGCCUACAAGGCUACCACUCCGGCUUACAAGCCUGCCCACAAGCCUACUUACAGCCAUCCCGCCCCGGCAUACAAGGCUGCGGCGUAUUAGUCACCCGAUGAGAACGUUUGCCUAUUUAAACGUGUAAAUGUGUUGUUAUCAAGCUUUUCGUGACCUGACCUGCUCUGUUGCAAUACAGCG